UGUUAUGAUACUUAUAUCACCCUCCCGUCUCUGUUUGUCUACUUCCUCUUUUCGAAACUAUCCUGUCAAUCCUUUCCAACUCAUUCCCUACACAGCUUCGAGCAGGUCUCUGUGAUCAGCAUCAUUCCUUUGCUGCAAGAACCACUGUCGACGUAAACACCUAUACAGGACCAAUCCUUCCUUACACAACACCCAACACAGUCUACUAGACGCGACUAUCCUUAUCCAACAGGAAACUCAUCAACCCAUCAAAAAUCAAAAUGCAAUUCAAGAACAUCGUCGCUGGCGCAGCCGUGCUGCUUGCCUCUGCUCAAACCGCCGUGGCUCUCGGUAGUGCUCAUGUUGUCAACAACUGCGGCUUCCCUGUCUACUACUCAUCUGUAGGAGGAAGCAGCAACCCCGGCAUGGCUCAACUCCAGGGCAGCUACAGCCAGGGAUACUCCAACCAGGGUACCGGUAUCUCCAUCAAGCUCUCGCCCAACGAGACCACCAGUGGACCCAUCUCUCAAUUCGAGUUCACCUGGGCUGACGGCAAGAUCGCCUAUGACCUGUCCAACAUUGACGGCUACCCCUUCUCUGCUGGCGGUAUGGAGAUCGUUCCAUCCAUGCAGAAUGACCCCAGCAACCCAACCUGCGUUCCUGUAUCCUGCCCUGCUGGUCAAUCCACCUGCACCGCUGCCUACAACGCCCCAGACGACGUCCGCACCAUGGUCUGCAGUGAGGACUCCGACCUCACCCUAACCAUCUGCCCUGGCGGAUCAUCCAAGCGCAGCGUCUCAGUCGAGGAUGGACACAUUCACUACCGUGUCCACGCUCGUCAUUUGCCCAAGCUCGCAUAAGCGCGUGACAAAUGUACCCCAAGAUCAAUCGGAUUCAGCGACACGAACAAGUUCCAGGCAUUUGUGCCUGACUUGCUGAUGAUCAAGUUUUGAUGAAACCCUCCGCAACCCUUUUUUGGCGCAGCUUGGUUUCUGCCGCCUCAAGCCUUUCGCUGCCUGCAAGUACACUCUCUUAGCUACAUCUUCCAUGAGUCGACACAUGGAUAUGUCAUCAUUCCUGCAGGUUUCAGUGCCCGGUCUCAACGACCACCCACAACCAUCUUCAUGGACCAUUUCUCUCGCGGAGAUUUACUACAAAACUUUGAGAUCAGCAAAGUCAGUCAUUUCAUACUUGGCUACGACAAUACCAAACACCAAAACAUCACGAAAUUAACAAGAUCAUGAUUAUCAGACAUGAUGACGACCACAACGGAGCAGAGGCUGAAGGACAUUUUGGGCGUGAGAGGUUCUCUUCUUUACCUGGGCCCCUUGGGCCUUUCGUUUUUUCUUUCAUCGACACUUUCUCUUGACUUCACCUCCUUCUGGGGAUGGUUGAGUGAGUGUGCAGAUGGUAGGAAGCAAGUUGCUGUUGCAUCUUGUAGUACAACAAGUGUGUGACUUGAUUCCUACUUUUUGGCAAGCAGACAAUAAACCCCGAGGCUAAAAAGCAAAAAGAGUCCACGAGCACCUUUUGUUCAAUAUGCUUCCAAAGCGCAGCUAGGGAGAAAAUUGCUAUGCAGAUUUUUAUUUUUCCUCUUUAGAAAAGAUUGUUUAUAGACCUUUUUUACUUUCUCUCAUACCAAGAAUCUAGGGAUAUGGAAUGAAAACAUUGAAAAACCGA
Molecule: messenger RNA, 1659 nt
Organism: Exophiala oligosperma
Lineage: Eukaryota; Fungi; Ascomycota; Eurotiomycetes; Chaetothyriales; Herpotrichiellaceae
Exons: 1
Coding region: 261-839 (192 amino acids)
Source: RefSeq, a predicted model, not a curated record